Molecule: messenger RNA, 1315 nt
Organism: Prunus mume (Japanese apricot)
Lineage: Eukaryota; Viridiplantae; Streptophyta; Magnoliopsida; Rosales; Rosaceae
Source: RefSeq, a predicted model, not a curated record
CUCAAAACCCGCUCCUUCUUCUCCCCUAUAUAUAAUCUCCCUCCUCACCAUUUCACCAUUCACUAACUUCUUCAUUUCUCACAGCUCUCAAAUAAAACUCUCGCCGGAAAAGGUAAUAUUCCGACCAAGCCCCAAACUCAAACGCCAGAAAAAUGUCGAUGAGCUCGAGCAACACCUGGUUACUCUCUCUCAAGGUCGUUCUCAUCUCCACCGGUUUGGUGUCCAUGGCCGUGGCGCUAAAGCUCUCAGCUCCAGUGGUUUCGGACAUCGUCGCUUCCCAAGUCCCUUCUCUCUGGAGCUCAGCACUCUCCUGGCUCAGACCUCCUUACCUCUACAUCCUCAUCAACUGCAUCAUCAUCACAAUCGUCGCCUCCUCCAAGCUCCAUCCGAGACCCGAAGAUUCGUCGCCGGAGAUGAUCACUGUCCCCGUGCCAGUGACUCCGGUGAAGAUCUCCGGAGAAGUCGUGAGGACCGACUACGCGGCGUACGACGCCGUCAUUUUGAACGAGUACGGUUACGAUGCGAAUGUGUUGCCGAAGGUUCCAGAUUCAUACGAAUCGGCCGGUGGAGUGGUAGUGGAAGCCAGGAUUUCGGAGGCGGCGGAGAAUGAGAAGAAGGAGAAGAGCGAUGAUCGAGCGGCGGUGGACGGCGGCGAUGAGGCCGUACGGGUAUCGACGCCUGUACGGACGCGUUUGCAGAGGAAAGACUCUAUGGAGUUUUGGUUGAACGAGAACGAGAAACCCCCCGUUUCUUCUAGAUUUGGUCAUAGAAAAUCCGCCAGAGCUAGCCCUGAAGGAGGGAAAUCGUUGGGAGUGGCGAAGCCGAAGCGGCAGGACACGCUUGAGAGCACGUGGAAGACGAUAACGGAGGGGCGUUCGAUGCCGUUAACGAGGCACCUGAAGAAGUCCGACACGUGGGACACGCACGUGCGGAGUAUGGACCAGAACACGCCUCCCAAGUCCAAGAUGAACAAGUCCGAGACGUUCCCGGACCAGAGCAGCGCAACCGUUAACUCGCCGUCGCUGCUGAGUCCGUCGACCGGCUCGGCUCGGCUCAGGAAGGAACCGUCGCUGAGUCAGGACGAUUUGAACCGCCGAGUGGAGGCGUUCAUCAAGAAGUUCAACGAGGAGAUGAGGCUGCAGCGGCAGGAGUCGUUGAAUCAGUACCAGGAGAUGAUUAGAAGUGGGGCCCGGGCUCCAUUGGCUCAUUAGUUUCAGUUUCAGUUAUUUAUCUCUUUUUUUCUUUUUUCUGUUUUUGUUUAUAAUUUUAAACAAAAGCAAACAGAGGAUUCGGCGGGCAAUAGGCAAUUGCCAUA